GACUCACGCCGCGUCUCCCGCGGCCGCGGGGGCUUCUCGGGGUCCACGCACACCUUGCUCUGCCAGAACCUGAGUGGAGGCUCCCCGCGGCCCGGCCGCACCCUGUCCUGAGCCACCGGUACCAUGAUGUGGGGUGCAGGACGCUCCAUGGCCUGGUUCUCAGCUGGCUCAGGCAGUGUGAAUGUGAGCAGCGUGGACCCAGCAGAGGAACCCACAGGCCCAGCUACACUGCUGCCUUCUCCCCGGGCCUGGGAUGUGGUGCUAUGCAUCUCAGGCACCCUGGUGUCCUGCGAGAAUGCGCUGGUGGUGGCCAUCAUCGUGGGCACUCCUGCCUUCCGCGCCCCCAUGUUCCUGCUGGUGGGUAGCUUGGCCGUCGCAGACCUGCUGGCAGGCCUGGGUCUGGUCCUGCACUUUGCGGCUGACUUCUGCAUUGGCUCACCAGAGAUGAGCUUGGUGCUGGUGGGCGUGCUAGCGAUGGCCUUUACUGCCAGCAUCGGCAGUCUGCUGGCCAUUACGGUUGACCGCUACCUUUCCUUGUACAACGCCCUCACCUACUACUCAGAGACAACAGUCACUCGGACCUAUGUGAUGCUGGCUUUGGUGUGGGUGGGCGCCCUGGGCCUGGGGCUGGUUCCCGUGUUGGCCUGGAACUGCCGGGAUGGCCUGACCACGUGCGGCGUGGUCUAUCCACUCUCCAAGAACCAUCUGGUGGUUCUGGCCAUCGCCUUCUUCAUGGUCUUUGGCAUUAUGCUGCAGCUCUAUGCCCAGAUCUGCCGCAUCGUCUGCCGCCAUGCCCAGCAGAUCGCCCUCCAACGACACCUGCUGCCUGCCUCCCACUACGUGGCCACCCGCAAGGGCAUCGCCACACUGGCCGUGGUGCUUGGCGCCUUUGCUGCCUGUUGGUUGCCCUUCACUGUCUACUGCCUCCUGGGAGAUGCCGACUCUCCUCCUCUCUACACCUAUCUUACCCUGCUCCCAGCCACCUACAACUCCAUGAUCAACCCGGUCAUCUACGCCUUCCGCAACCAAGACGUGCAGAAGGUGCUGUGGGCCAUCUGCUGCUGCUGUUCCACUUCCAAGAUCCCAUUCCGGUCCCGGUCCCCUAGUGAUGUCUAGUUUCAUCCUGGUGAACCUGUGGCUUUGACUAACUAUAGAACUCCAGAAUGUUAGGUCCACCAGGGCUUAGUUCCAACCACCCUCCCCCUGCCCCAGCUCCACGCCCUUAAGACCCAGCUGGUUCUGGAGUUCUAGGACAUUGGGUGUUUUAGGAUCUUGUUCAAGAUUCCUGCAGGGGUCCAGCCCAGCUUACUGCAUGGUUCCAGAAUGUUCCAGAUGGUCAGGGUCCCACUCAGAAAUGUCUCACAGCCCAAGUGGUUUGCAAUUCCAGAAGGCUGGGAAUUUUACAAUACCAUUCCAAGUCCUUGAUCUUCCUUCCCAGAAACUUGACCUUGAUCGUGUCGCUUUUGAAUUUCGAAGCUCCAGAGUCAGAGAUUAAUCACUUAGUUGCCUAGAUGAGAGAAAGAUUUAUUAUCUCUAUAUAUGUGGACAUACAAAGAAGGUAUAUUUAUUUAUUUAUUAUUUAUUUAUUUAUACAUUUACUUAUGGGUGGUAAGGGGAAAAAAGAGACCCACACCUAGAAAUCUAGUUCAUACCAGGGUAUCCUCAGCCUUCGUGACCCCAUUUCUGACCUCAGUUCCUGGAGGGGGCGAGAUGGAAAAAGAGAAACCACGUAUUUUGUUAUUUUUGCUUAUUUUUUAUCAGAGAAAUCAUAGAGACCAGAGCCUCCUCCCAGGCCCGCACUGCUCGGGUUUGCAGGGGGAACACACCAGCCUCUGGUUUUUUAUUUUUUUAAGAAGCCAUCGCCUGAGCAACCGAGAAUUCCUCUGCGCUGAGGCCCGGCUUCCCUCUGGUGGCCAUGUGGGGGAAUUACAACCUGGCGAGUCAGUCGGGAUUGUAAAACGCACCCCCAUUUCCCACUCCAGCCUGGCUUUCAGCGCCACAGCCAUGGCCUGGGGGCCAGGCCUUACCCUGAGGUGCCCGAGAGGAGGCGGGGCAAGAGCCAGCACCCCCACCCCUCUGCCAAUCGGGUUAUGGCCCCCAGUGCAUUCCUGUUCAGCCCCCAACCCUACUCAAUAAAAAAUGUUUUUUUG
Mastomys coucha (southern multimammate mouse) is the source of this 2150-nucleotide messenger RNA. It is a transcript of the gene Gpr3, whose product is annotated as G protein-coupled receptor 3. Gene Ontology annotation, cellular component: membrane. Gene Ontology annotation, molecular function: G protein-coupled receptor activity. The transcript is spliced from 2 exons. NCBI's taxonomy places the organism in Eukaryota, Metazoa, Chordata, Mammalia, Rodentia, Muridae. Gene Ontology annotation, biological process: G protein-coupled receptor signaling pathway. Bases 124 to 1116 code for a protein of 330 amino acids. The record is from RefSeq and is a predicted model, not a curated record.